AUGGAGAAUACCAGGAUGAAAAAGACACUAAAGGAGGAUGAGGACAUGUCCGAGCAGGUGGGCACCUCUCAGUCUGCUCCCAGUGCUCCUUUCGUGGUGUCUCAGUGUUCUCCCUCUGAUGAUGGCUUCCUCACACUCGGAUGCAUCACGAGUGGAUUCUUUCCCACUGAGUCUCUCAGGUUCUCGUGGACUGAUGGCAGUGGCAGAACGGUGAGUGAUGUGGUCCAGUACCCGGCUGUGAAGGCACAGGGCAACAAGUUUACUGCAGUGAGCCACAUGCGUGUCAAGCCCGCGAGAAAGGCCACAAAUUUUAUUUGCGAAGUGAGUCAUCCGGCCGGACGAGGAAGCAAACACACAACAGUGGAAGGGAUCUCUCCACCAACUAUCCGUCUGGAGGAAUUUGGUCAAUCCGUAAUGUGUGUCAUUGAGGACUUCUAUCCAAAGACCCUCAGUAUCAAGUGGAAAGAGGAUGACCGUGAAGUCGGAGGCCGAGACUGGAAAACCACAGAAAAUGACUCAGGUUUUUACGGAGCGGUCAGCGUCUUUGAAGCAAAUCUUACAUCUGCAAGCCCAGGAACCAAAUACACCUGUGAAGUCACACACGGGGGCAGAACGUACACAGAAAAUCUGUCAACUAGAGCUCAGUUCUCUCUGAAAAUCAAUCCACCACCAGCAAAGGAGCUGUUUAUAAACCAGAGAGCAGUACUCGAGUGUGUCUUAACUGGUGAUAGUAGGAAGGAGGUGGAAGGAGCAACAGUGUCAUGGACAGCUGGAGGUCGGAGCCCAGCAACUGGCGAUGUUCGUGUUGGUGGUGUUACACAGGCAGGAUCAGCAUUUACCAAAACUAGCACACUGACCCUUGAAGAGUCCGUCUGGUUUUCAGGUACAGAAGUGAUUUGCUCCACCUCAAGAACUUCUGAGAAAAUCAGUGUUAAAAGAGGAGGACAACGUCCCUCUAUUAUCAUUUACAAGCCGGAUAAGCCUGUCAGUGACUCUGACUCGGUGUCCCUGGUUUGUGAGGUCAGCAGCUCUGAUCUGGCAAAUGUUUAUGUCAUGUGGAAAGUGAACGGUGGUCAGUACAUAGAAGGCAACAGAAUGACCACCAUCAAAAAUGACAACACACUGAUUGUCCUCAGCUACUUAACCGUGACUGGACAGCAGUACAACAGUGCAGAAAUCGUUUGUGCUGCCAAAGACGCCAACGUACAGAAUGACCUCCAGCCGAGAACGAGCUCACCAUCUAAGACAAAAUCUCCACCAAAAAUCCAUCUGGUUGAAUCUGGCCAAUCCAUUAUGUGUAUCAUUGAGGACUUCUACCCAAAGGCCUUGAAAAUAAAGUGGAAAAAGGAUGACCAUGAAGUCAGAGGCCGGGACUGGAAAACCACAGAAAACAACUUGGGUUCUUAUAGAGCUGUCAGUGUCCUUGAAGCAAAUCUAACGUCUUCAAGCCCGGGAACCAAAUACACCUGUGAAGUCACUCAUGGGGGCACAGCAUACUCAGAAAAUCUAUUAUCUAGAGCUCAGUUCUCUCUGAAAAUCAAUCCACCACCAGCAAAGGAGCUGUUUAUAAACCAGAGAGCAGUACUCGAGUGUGUCAUAACUGGUGACAGUAAGAAGCAGGUGGAAGGAGCAACAGUGUCAUGGACAGCUGGAGGUCGAAGCCCAGCAACUCGUGAUGUUCGUGUUGGUGGUGUUACACAGGCAGGAUCAGCAUUUACCAAAACUAGCACACUGACCCUUGAAGAGUCCGUCUGGUUUUCAGGUAGUGAAGUGAUUUGCUCCACCUCAAGAGACAAAACAGCCCCUGAGAAAAUCAGUGUUAAAAGAGGAGGACAACGUCCCUCUAUUGUCAUUUACAAGCCGGAUAAGCCUGUCAGUGACUCUGACUCGGUGUCCCUGGUUUGUGAGGUCAGCAGCUCUGAUCUGGCAAAUGUCUAUGUCAUGUGGAAAGUGAACGGUGGUCAGUACAUAGAAGGCAACAGAAUGACCACCAUCAAAAAUGACAACACACUGAUUGUCCUCAGCUACUUAACCGUGACUGGACAGCAGUACAACAGUGCAGAAAUCGUUUGUGCUGUCAAAGACGCCAACAUGCAGAAUGACGUCCAGCCGAGAACGAGCUCACCAUCUAAGACAAACUCUCCACCAACUAUCCGCCUGGUGGAAUUUGGCCAGUCCAUUAUGUGUAUCAUUGAGGACUUUUACCCAAAGUCCUUGAGGAUAAAAUGGAAAAAGGAUGACCGUGAAGUCCGAGGACGGGACUGGAAAACUACAGAAAAUGACUCGGGUUCUUACCGAGCGGUCAGUGUCCUCGAAGCAAAUCUGGCAUCUUCAAGCCCGGGAACCAAAUACACCUGUGAAGUCACACACGGGGGCAAAAAAUACUCAGAUAAUCUGUCAUCUAGAGUUCAGUCAUCUCUGAAAAUCAAUCCACCACCAGCAAAGGAGCUGUUUAUAAACCAGAGAGCAGUACUCGAGUGUGUCUUAACUGGUGAUAGUAGGAAGGAGGUGGAAGGAGCUACAGUGUCAUGGACAGCUGGAGGUCGGAGCCCAGCAACUGGCGAUGUUCGUGUUGGUGGUGUUACACAGGCAGGAUCAGCAUUUACCAAAACUAGCACACUGACCCUUGAAGAGUCCGUCUGGUUUUCAGGCGCAGAAGUGAUUUGCUCCACCUCAAGAACUUCUGAGAGAAUCAGUGUUAAAAGAGGAGGACAACGUCCCUCUAUUGUCAUUUACAAGCCGGAUAAGACUGUCAGUGACUCUGACUCGGUGUCCCUGGUUUGUGAGGUCAGCAGCUCUGAUUUGGCAAAUGUCUAUGUCAUGUGGAAAGUGAACGGUGGUCAGUACAUAGAAGGCAACAGUAUGACCACCAUCAAAAAUGACAACACACUGAUUGUCCUCAGCUACUUAACCGUGACUGGACAGCAGUACAACAGUGCAGAAAUCACCUGUGCAGUCAAAGACGCCAACAUACAGAAUGACCUCCAGCCGAGAACGAGCUCACCAUCUAAGACAAACUCUCCACCAACUAUCCGCCUGGUGGAAUUUGGCCAGUCCAUUAUGUGUAUCAUUGAGGACUUUUACCCAAAGUCCUUGAGGAUAAAAUGGAAAAAGGAUGACCGUGAAGUCCGAGGACGGGACUGGAAAACUACAGAAAAUGACUCGGGUUCUUACCGAGCGGUCAGUGUCCUCGAAGCAAAUCUGGCAUCUUCAAGCCCGGGAACCAAAUACACCUGUGAAGUCACACACGGGGGCAAAAAAUACUCAGAUAAUCUGUCAUCUAGAGUUCAGUCAUCUCUGAAAAUCAAUCCACCACCAGCAAAGGAGCUGUUUAUAAACCAGAGAGCAGUACUCGAGUGUGUCUUAACUGGUGUUAGUAGGAAGGAGGUGGAAGGAGCUACAGUGUCAUGGACAGCUGGAGGUCGGAGCCCAGCAACUGGCGAUGUUCGUGUUGGUGGUGUUACACAGGCAGGAUCAGCAUUUACCAAAACUAGCACACUGACCCUUGAAGAGUCCGUCUGGUUUUCAGGUACAGAAGUGAUUUGCUCCACCUCAAGAACUUCUGAGAGAAUCAGUGUUAAAAGAGGAGGACAACGUCCCUCUAUUGUCAUUUACAAGCCGGAUAAGACUGUCAGUGACUCUGACUCGGUGUCCCUGGUUUGUGAGGUCAGCAGCUCUGAUUUGGCAAAUGUCUACAUCAUGUGGAAAGUGAACGGUGGUCAGUACAUAGAAGGCAACAGUAUGACCACCAUCAAAAAUGACAACACACUGAUUGUCCUCAGCUACUUAACCGUGACUGGACAGCAGUACAACAGUGCAGAAAUCACCUGUGCAGUCAAAGACGCCAACAUACAGAAUGACCUCCAGCCAAGAACGAGCUCACCAUCUAAGACAAACUCUCCACCAACUAUCCGCCUGGUGGAAUUUGGCCAGUCCAUUAUGUGUAUCAUUGAGGACUUUUACCCAAAGUCCUUGAGGAUAAAAUGGAAAAAGGAUGACCGUGAAGUCCGAGGACGGGACUGGAAAACCACAGAAAAUGACUCGGGUUCUUACCGAGCGGUCAGUGUCCUCGAAGCAAAUCUGGCAUCUUCAAGCCCGGGAACCAAGUACACCUGUGAAGUCACACACAGGGGCAAAAAAUACUCAGAUAAUCUGUCAUCUAGAGUUCAGUCAUCUCUGAAAAUCAAUCCACCACCAGCAAAGGAGCUGUUUAUAAACCAGAGAGCAGUACUCGAGUGUGUCUUAACUGGUGUUAGUAGGAAGGAGGUGGAAGGAGCUACAGUGUCAUGGACAGCUGGAGGUCGGAGCCCAGCAACUGGCGAUGUUCGUGUUGGUGGUGUUACACAGGCAGGAUCAGCAUUUACCAAAACUAGCACACUGACCCUUGAAGAGUCCGUCUGGUUUUCAGGUACAGAAGUGAUUUGCUCCACCUCAAGAACUUCUGAGAGAAUCAGUGUUAAAAGAGGAGGACAACGUCCCUCUAUUGUCAUUUACAAGCCGGAUAAGACUGUCAGUGACUCUGACUCGGUGUCCCUGGUUUGUGAGGUCAGCAGCUCUGAUUUGGCAAAUGUCUACAUCAUGUGGAAAGUGAACGGUGGUCAGUACAUAGAAGGCAACAGUAUGACCACCAUCAAAAAUGACAACACACUGAUUGUCCUCAGCUACUUAACCGUGACUGGACAGCAGUACAACAGUGCAGAAAUCACCUGUGCAGUCAAAGACGCCAACAUACAGAAUGACCUCCAGCCAAGAACGAGCUCACCAUCUAAGACAAACUCUCCACCAACUAUCCGCCUGGUGGAAUUUGGCCAGUCCAUUAUGUGUAUCAUUGAGGACUUUUACCCAAAGUCCUUGAGGAUAAAAUGGAAAAAGGAUGACCGUGAAGUCCGAGGACGGGACUGGAAAACUACAGAAAAUGACUCGGGUUCUUACCGAGCGGUCAGUGUCCUCGAAGCAAAUCUGGCAUCUUCGAGCCCAGGAACCAAAUACACCUGUGAAGUCACACAUGGGGGCAAAAAAUACUCAGAUAAUCUGUCAUCUAGAGUUCAGUCAUCUCUGAAAAUCAAUCCACCACCAGCAAAGGAGCUGUUUAUAAACCAGAGAGCAGUACUCGAGUGUGUCUUAACUGGUGUUAGUAGGAAGGAGGUGGAAGGAGCUACAGUGUCAUGGACAGCUGGAGGUCGGAGCCCAGCAACUGGCGAUGUUCGUGUUGGUGGUGUUACACAGGCAGGAUCAGCAUUUACCAAAACUAGCACACUGACCCUUGAAGAGUCCGUCUGGUUUUCAGGUACAGAAGUGAUUUGCUCCACCUCAAGAACUUCUGAGAGAAUCAGUGUUAAAAGAGGAGGACAACGUCCCUCUAUUGUCAUUUACAAGCCGGAUAAGACUGUCAGUGACUCUGACUCGGUGUCCCUGGUUUGUGAGGUCAGCAGCUCUGAUUUGGCAAAUGUCUACAUCAUGUGGAAAGUGAACGGUGGUCAGUACAUAGAAGGCAACAGUAUGACCACCAUCAAAAAUGACAACACACUGAUUGUCCUCAGCUAUUUAACCGUGACUGGACAGCAGUACAACAGUGCAGAAAUCACCUGUGCAGUCAAAGACGCCAACAUACAGAAUGACCUCCAGCCAAGAACGAGCUCACCAUCUAAGACAAACUCUCCACCAACUAUCCGCCUGGUGGAAUUUGGCCAGUCCAUUAUGUGUAUCAUUGAGGACUUUUACCCAAAGUCCUUGAGGAUAAAAUGGAAAAAGGAUGACCGUGAAGUCCGAGGACGGGACUGGAAAACCACAGAAAAUGACUCGGGUUCUUACCGAGCGGUCAGUGUCCUCGAAGCAAAUCUGGCAUCUUCGAGCCCAGGAACCAAGUACACCUGUGAAGUCACACACGGGGGCAGAACAUACUCAGAUAAUCUGUCAUCUAGAGUUCAGUCAUCUCUGAAAAUCAAUCCACCACCAGCAAAGGAGCUGUUUAUAAACCAGAGAGCAGUACUCGAGUGUGUCUUAACUGGUGAUAGUAGGAAGGAGGUGGAAGGAGCUACAGUGUCAUGGACAGUUGGAGGUCGGAGCCCAGCAACUGGCGAUGUUCGUGUUGGUGGUGUUACACAGGCAGGAUCAGCAUUUACCAAAACUAGCACACUGACCCUUGAAGAGUCCGUCUGGUUUUCAGGCGCAGAAGUGAUUUGCUACACUUCAGUGGACCAAAGAACAACCUCUGACAAAAUCAGUGUUAAAAGAGGAGGACAACGUCCCUCUAUUGUCAUUUACAAGCCGGAUAAGACUGUCAGUGACUCUGACUCGGUGUCCCUGGUUUGUGAGGUCAGCAGCUCUGAUUUGGCAAAUGUCUAUGUCAUGUGGAAAGUGAACGGUGGUCAGUACAUAGAAGGCAACAGUAUGACCACCAUCAACAAAAAUGACAACACACUGAUUGUCCUCAGCUACUUAACCGUGACUGGACAGCAGUACAACAGUGCAGAAAUCACCUGUGCAGUCAAAGACGCCAACAUACAGAAUGACGUCCAGCCGAGAACGAGCUCACCAUCUAAGACAAACUCUCCACCAAAAAUCCGUCUGAUGGAAUUUGGCCAAUCCAUAAUGUGUAUCCUUGAGGACUUCUAUCCAAAGCCCCUCAGUAUCAGGUGGAAAAAGAAUGACCGUGAAGUCAGAGGCCGAGACUGGAAAACCACAGAAAAUGACUCGGGUUCUUACAGAAAAGUCAGUGUCUUUGAUGAUAAUAUGACGUCUUUGAGCCCAGGAACUAAAUACACCUGUGAAGUCACACACGGGGGCAGAAUAUACUCAGAUAAUCUGUCACCUAGAGAUCAGUUCUCUCUGAAAAUCAAUCCACCUCAAGCAAAAGAACUUUUUCUACUCAAAAAAGCAGUAAUCGAGUGUGUCAUAAAUGGUGAUAAUAAGAAGCAGGUGAAAGAAGCAAAAGUGUCAUGGACAGUUUCAGGCCUGAGAAAGGAGUCUCUUAAUAUUCGUGAUGGUGGUGUUAAACAGGCAGGAUCAUCAUUUACCAAAACUAGCACACUGACCCUUGAAGAGUCCGUCUGGUUUUCAGGUACAGAGGUGAAGUGUUCAGCCUCAAGAGACCAAAUAACAACUUCUGACAAAAUCAGUGUUAAAAGAGGAGGACAACGUCCCUCUAUUGUCAUUUACAAGCCGGAUAAGCCUGUCAGUGACUCUGACUCGGUGUCCCUGGUUUGUGAGGUCAGCAGCUCUGAUCUCGCGAAUGCGUACAUCAUGUGGCAAGUGAACAACGGUCAAUACACAGAGGGCAACAGCACCGCCACCAUCAUAAAAAAAGACAACAAACUCAUUGUCCUCAGCUACUUAACCGUGACUGGAAAGCAGUACAACAGUGAAAAAUUCGCUUGUGCGGUCAAAGACGCCAACAUGAAGAGUAACAACACACCAGCAAUUCACACAACAUCACUGAGUGACCUUCCAUGGCCAGAUCCUGGAUGGUAUAUACAAUGCAAUGUGGACCCUUUGGAGGAGGACGAGUUCAACAGCUUGUGGUCCACCGCCUCAUCCUUCAUCUUCCUCUUCCUCUUCUCUCUCCUCUACAGCACUGCCCAAUGCCUCUAUAAGACAAAAUGACGAUGAAUGGAGC
Molecule: messenger RNA, 7615 nt
Organism: Pygocentrus nattereri (red-bellied piranha)
Lineage: Eukaryota; Metazoa; Chordata; Actinopteri; Characiformes; Serrasalmidae
Exons: 28
Coding region: 1-7602 (2533 amino acids)
Source: RefSeq, a predicted model, not a curated record